Messenger RNA from Dimorphilus gyrociliatus, 799 nucleotides. The record is from the annotation of a GenBank genome assembly. Lineage: Eukaryota; Metazoa; Annelida; Polychaeta; Dinophilidae.
UAAAUUUCCUUUUCCGUGUUGACAGCGUGAAGAACGUUAGGGCCCAGUUAUGAAGCUCAACGUAUCCUACCCAGCCACCGGCUGUCAAAAGAUCUUCGAAAUUGAUGAUGAACGUAAACUUAGACCAUUUUACGAAAAGAGAAUGGGAACAGAAGUUGAUGGUGGAUGUUUAGGUGAUGAAUGGAAGGGUUACAUCGUCCGUAUCUCUGGUGGAAAUGACAAGCAAGGUUUCCCCAUGAAACAAGGAGUUCUAACCAACGGACGUGUAAGACUUUUGCUUAGUAAGGGUCAUUCCUGCUAUAGAAUCCGCAGAAGUGGAGAACGUAGAAGAAAGUCUGUCAGAGGCUGUAUCGUUGACAGCAAUCUCUCCGUUUUGGGCUUGGUCAUUAUCAAGAAGGGUGAAUCGGAUAUUCCUGGUCUUACUGAUAAAACUAUCCCACGUAGAUUGGGACCUAAGAGAGCAUCUAAGAUCAGAAAAUUGUUCAAUUUGAGCAAGGAAGAUGAUGUCCGUCAAUAUGUCGUUAGACGUCCCUUGCCUGAAAAAGAAGGUAAAAAGGCAAAGACAAAGGCCCCUAAGAUCCAACGUUUGGUAACCCCAGUAACCCUUCAACGUAAACGCCGUCGUUUGGCCCAGAAGAGAAGACGUUUUGUUAAAGCUCGUGACGAACAAGCUGAAUAUGCUAAACUCCUGGCUCAAAGAGUUAAGGAAGCCAAGGAAAGAAAAAUUGAGAGAAGACGAUCGGCUUCCCAAUCGAAAAGCCGAGGAGAUUCGUUGAGAGAAUCGACAAGCAAGAAGUAA